This is a messenger RNA of Musa acuminata subsp. malaccensis (wild Malaysian banana), 2143 nucleotides long. NCBI's taxonomy places the organism in Eukaryota, Viridiplantae, Streptophyta, Magnoliopsida, Zingiberales, Musaceae. The record is from RefSeq and is a predicted model, not a curated record.
GUUUCAUUGCUCCUCUGCCAAGUCGCUUCUACGGUUCUCUACGGCGGCAGAGGGACUCCUUCGAACGCCUUCUCCCGACGAUUGCAGAAGAGAAGGACUCGAAGAAGAGGGUUCUGGAUUUGUUUGGGAGGCGAAGCGCUUCCAGAUAUCCGUUGCAAUGGCGACGACUCAGCCAGCACCGAGCCUAAUCGACUCUAGGGAGCCGCUGGAACCUUCAAUUAUUGAUGCUGAACAGAAACCUGUCAGCAUGGAGAACUUGAAUGAGCAGCCACCUUCAGCUGAAGUCGAGAAAAAUGUUUCACCUGAUUCAAGUGCCAUUGAUCAUUCGAGAGAUGCCCUGGGUCAGUUGGUUUCUCCAAAUGCAGUCGGAGACCUCAGUGCUUCAUUUCCUGCCUACAUUAUGUAUAGCCCUCAGACACAAAUGUACUAUUAUGGAGGGUAUGAGAAUCCAACAGGUGAGUUCGAAGAAUACACUCAUCACUUUAACACUGAAGGCAUGGAAGUUGGAUCAGCUGUUGCCUACAGUGAGAACCAUCCACUGGCAUACUAUACUAAACAUGGAUGCAGUCCACAUAUACCUUAUGGACCCUAUUAUCCAGUUACAAUGCCUCUUUAUUCUAAUGGUGGAGACGUUCUGUAUUAUGCCCCUCAUCAUUUCUCAUUCUCGGGCACUCAAUGCCAGCAGACAGCUCAUCCUAGCAUGCCACAUCUAUCGUCUUCAGCUCCAAUAUCACAAAUUGAUUUUACAGCACCAGUUGAUCAAGAAGGAGCUCUUCUUGCUGUUACUGCUAAUUCAAACAGCACUUGUUUUGGACCAAGACCUGGCUGUCACUUAUCAUAUGGCUCCUAUGGUAGAGGUAGUCUUGGUGGGAAUUUUGGUACUCAUGGUUUCUAUAAUUUUCAAGAAGGGUUGGAUGAUUUUGAUUCUGCUUGGUUUUGGUCAGAUUGGAGGAUUUUUCCAGAUGGAACAUUUUCUGUGUCACCUUCGCCAUCAUCAGCUGUCUCCAUCAGACUGGGACGACAAAUACCAUCUUAUGGCUUUGGAUCAUUUGUCAACUCUUACAACAGAUGGUACCACAAUAGUGGGCUUCAUCAUGAUAGUACUUUUGGAGUGUCCUAUCCCGGGGUAGGGAGUAAUGGCCGGAGCUUGAUAGCUGCCGGCAAAAUCACUAAGCAAGAAAGGGGAAAUGCUCCAUUUGGUCAUUCUAAUGGCACUCUCAAGUUUCUCAGUGAGCAAAACCGAGGGCCACGGGCCGAUGGAUCAAAGAAUCGAGCGAACCAACAGCUUUCAGUGAAUGAGAGUGAUGGUGUCAGUUGCUCUCGAGGAGUUGAUCGUAAACUGUACAAUACCCUGGACUUUGGUACAGACUACAAGGAUGCCAGGUUUUUCAUAAUCAAAUCUUACAGCGAGGACAAUGUUCACAAGAGCAUUAAAUAUGGUGUUUGGGCCAGCACAUCCAAUGGGAACAGAAAGUUAAAUUCUGCUUAUAUAGAAAUGAGGGAGCAAGAACAUUCCUACCCUAUUUUCUUAUUUUUCUCGGUGAAUGCAAGUGGACAUUUUUGUGGUGUGGCUGAGAUGAUUGGGCCUGUUGAUUUUGAAAAAAGUGUGGAUUAUUGGAACGAGGACAAGUGGACCGGUCAAUGCCCAGUCAAGUGGCAUAUUGUGAAAGAUGUUCCCAACACUAUGUUUCGGCAUAUUAUUCUUGAGAAAAAUGACAAUAAGCCUGUAACCAACAGCAGGGACACCCAGGAGGUUAAACUGGAGCAGGGUCUGGAGAUGCUAGGCAUUUUCAACAAGCAUGAGUACGAGGAAUCAAUCCUUGACGACUUUGAGUUCUACGAGGAGCGGGAAACUGCCCUUAGACAAAGGAAGGCUUGUGAGCCUCCGACCCCGACCAACUCCAUCAGCCAGAUCUCAAAUAGCUUUGCUCAGGCUGUCCGGUUUUGAAGAAGAAACAUGCAAUGUCGGAAAGCCAGGACAGUAUUUCUGACAAAAAGGAUGAAGAUGAAGAUCUAUUGUUGGAUCGUUGCAUCACCUGUUGUUGGCAGGAUGUAACUAUGGUUUUGCUGGAGCAGUUGUGCAGUGUGGCAGUCUUUUAGUAAUUUCAGGCUUUAUCGACCUUAGGCCUGUGAUUAUUUGUCU